Macadamia integrifolia is the source of this 552-nucleotide messenger RNA. Its product is annotated as pentatricopeptide repeat-containing protein At1g09820-like. The transcript has a single exon. The record is from RefSeq and is a predicted model, not a curated record. Lineage: Eukaryota; Viridiplantae; Streptophyta; Magnoliopsida; Proteales; Proteaceae. The coding region runs from base 1 to 552 and encodes 183 amino acids. Gene Ontology annotation, molecular function: protein binding.
AUGGCUAGCAAGCUGGGAGAUUCUGCAAUGCUUCGAAGGGUCUUGUAUCAUAUGGAAUUUGAAGAUUUUAAGCUUAAUAUAAUUAGUUCAACUUGUCUGAUUCGGUAUUUCUGUAAAAUGCAGAAGUUCUCUGACUGUACUAAGCUUUUGGAGAGUAUGAUCUGCAAUGGCCCCACUCCUACAAUAGUCACUUACAAUGUUCUUUUGGACAACCUUUGCAAGAAUGGGUUACUUGGAGCUGCAUAUCGGAUUUGUAGGGUCCUUAAAAGCAAUGGACCUUCUCCUGAUACAAUUUCAUACAAUAUUCUUAUAAACUCUUUCAUACACGAAGGAGAUGAUUUGAUGGUGAAACAGUUGUUAAGGGAUAUGCAUAAUCAGGGAAUGCAGCCGGAUUUGGUUACAUAUGGGUCCUUUAUCUAUAGCCUUUGUAAAGAAGGGAAGGUAUCAGUUGCCCUCCACCUGCGGGACCAGAUGGUAGAGGCUGGGGUUAAGCCAAGUAUCGUCAUAUACAAUACCUUAUUGAAUGCCAUGUUUCAAAAUGGCAAAUUGUGA